Elaeis guineensis (African oil palm) is the source of this 1478-nucleotide messenger RNA. Its product is annotated as cinnamoyl-CoA reductase-like SNL6. Gene Ontology annotation, molecular function: oxidoreductase activity, acting on the CH-OH group of donors, NAD or NADP as acceptor. Lineage: Eukaryota; Viridiplantae; Streptophyta; Magnoliopsida; Arecales; Arecaceae. Gene Ontology annotation, biological process: steroid biosynthetic process. The record is from RefSeq and is a predicted model, not a curated record.
GUUACUCGUAAUAAAUUCCAGAGAGAGAGAGAGAAGGGGGAUGGGGGUGUUGCGGAGUACAGAGAGUUUGGAGGCGGAGGUGAAGGAGUUCCGUGAGAUGCUGUUGAGAAGCGGCGGAGGUUUGGAGUUCGGGGCGUGGAAGAGGGGAUCUGGGGCCGUCCGAAGGGGGACGGGCGGUGAAGAGGGGGAGGGACACGGGAGGAUGGUGUGCGUCACCAGCGCCGUCUCCUUCCUCGGAUUCGCCAUCGUCAAUCGCCUCCUCUCCCUCGGCUACUGCGUCCGCCUCGCCCUCGAAAACCAAGAGGAUCUAGACAAGCUGAGGGACAUGGAGAUGUUUGGUGAGAUGGGGAGGGACGGCGCAUGGGCGGUGAUGGCCAAUGUGAUGGACCUUGAUAGCUUAUGCCGGGCGUUUGAUGGAUGCACUGGGGUGUUCCACACCUCGGCCUUCGUGGAUCCUGGGGGUGUAUCUGGCUACUCGAAGCACAUGGCAGAUAUGGAGGCUAGAGCAGCGGAGCGAGUGAUUGAAGCCUGUGUGCGUACUCAAUCUGUGAGAAAGUGUGUAUUUACUUCCUCCCUUCUAGCUUGUGUUUGGCGGCAGAAUUCCCCUCGCAAUCACCGUCUCGCCACCAUUGUUGAUGAAAACUGCUGGAGCGAUGAAAGCCUCUGCCGGGACAAAAAGCUAUGGUUCGCACUGGGCAAGACAAUGGCAGAGAAAGCAGCUUGGCGAGCAGCUCGAGGAAGGGACUUGAAGCUAGUUACGGUAUGUCCGGCUCUCGUCACCGGACCAGGAUUUCGCCGUCGGAACUCCACAGGAUCCGUUGCGUACCUGAAAGGAGCUCGUGAGAUGUUUGCAGAGGGGUUGCUUGCAACGGUUGAUGUGAGCAAGGUAGCCGAGGCUCAUGUAAGCGUCUACGAGGCAAUGGGUAGCACUGCUUGUGGGCGGUAUAUCUGCUACGAUCGUAUCAUCCAAAGAAAGGAAGAGGCUCUUGAAUUAGAGCGGCAGCUUGGGAUUCCCAACAGGAUAUACACUGAGACCCCAACGGACCACCCAACCUGGUUCGAUCUUUGUAACAGGAAAAUUUCCAGGCUCAUGUCAUCGAGGAGGCGGUGCGCAUACGAUGUCUACUCGAUAGUGUAUGAUUAGAAGCUCAGGAAUUGGAGAACACAAAGCUGUGUUUUUGGCAUUCAGUGCUCACCGUGUGAUGGAAUCUCUCAAAGCUGUGUUGUUGGCAUUGAGGGGGUUCUGAGUGAAUGAAACUGAGGAACUGAUAUCCACAAUAUUAUGCAGUCAGAUUGGACAAGUGGAUUAUCGGAGAGGAGUGGAAGAAAAUCAUUGUACAAAGGUUACCAUGUUAUCGAUCUGAGUUGAUAACAUGGUGGGUAUGGAAGAAAGCUUCUGAGGCAAUCAAAUUUGUUCUGUCUUAUUUUUGUGAGCACUUUCCAUCCUAUAAGAUAUGGCACUGGGAGUGAAAGGAGUU